AUGUACUACUGCUUCCUCUGCACGGGGCGCCACCCGCUGCUCAUUCACUACUGCCCCAUCUACUGGGACGAGUGCCACCUCAACUGUUGGAAUGCCAUUCCCGAGGCACCAGCACCCCUCGCGCCAGUGCCGCCGUCGUCGUUGGUGGGGUCGUCGGCUCACCCCACGGCCACGGUGCAGGGCAAGGAGUGCUACGUCAUGAAGCUGUACAUGUCCGGCCGCUACGUCAUCGUCGAGCGCCUGAGCUGCGAUGGCAUCGCCGCCUGCUUCCUCACCUGCGGCGGCGGGGAGCUAGACGAUCAGAAGGUCGCCAUGGGCACCGCCGCCACCACGGUCACGGCGACGAUGACGGCCGCAAUGCAGCAGGGGAGCUUUGUGCCUUUCGAGCUGUGCAACACGCAGGUCAAUGCUCUGCGGGCUCCGCCAUCAGCAGGCGUCGUCGUCCCGGCUGGUGGUGCACAUUGA
This is a messenger RNA of Miscanthus lutarioriparius, 465 nucleotides long. NCBI's taxonomy places the organism in Eukaryota, Viridiplantae, Streptophyta, Magnoliopsida, Poales, Poaceae. The record is from the annotation of a GenBank genome assembly.